Molecule: messenger RNA, 10625 nt
Organism: Notechis scutatus (mainland tiger snake)
Lineage: Eukaryota; Metazoa; Chordata; Lepidosauria; Squamata; Elapidae
Gene: MYO10
Product: myosin X
Biological process (GO): regulation of cell shape; regulation of filopodium assembly; signal transduction
Cellular component (GO): myosin complex; filopodium; cytoskeleton
Molecular function (GO): ATP binding; plus-end directed microfilament motor activity; actin filament binding
Source: RefSeq, a predicted model, not a curated record
CGUCGUUCCCCUCCCCUCCUCCCAACUCCAUCUCCCCCCCCCCCCCCACCCCGCAGCCACUUUGCGCGCAGCGAGUUAGCGAGCUGCCGGCGCCUUCUUGCUCAGGAAACUGCUGUGGACGUCCUCGGUCCGGCUCCUGCCGUGGACUUUCCCCCCCACCCCACUUCCUCCGUCUCGAACAAAUCCAGCGCAGGCUUGUUCUUUUUACCCGUUAAGGGCGAGGGAGGUGGUGGUGGUGGUGGAAGGCAGCCAUGUGCUACCGGGUUUCCUUCGGCGGCCGCUUCUCGUUGCGGCGUUGAGCCGAACGACCGCGUGGAACAAAAGCCUCCGUUCGCGUCUGAAUGAACAUACUGCGGGCCACUUGGCCGGAGGGAGAGAGAAGAAGAGGGCAAAGCUAAGGAGAAGGGGGAGACCGCGGGAUGGCAGCAGGAGAAGAAAGGGCGUGAGACCUCCAGCCCCCUUCGCCACUCCAGAAGCCAGCAUCGUCCUUUUGCCACCCAUGCUUGAAGCCGCCUUUCCCUUGACUCGACUCUUUUGGAGUUGGUGCAGCCAUGAGUAACUUCUUCACAGAGGGAGUACGAGUUUGGUUGCGAGAAAAUGGCCAACAUAAUCCAAGCACUGUACUUUCCUGUGCAGAAGGAGUUGUUGUAUUCAGGACUGAUUAUGGACAGGUAUAUACAUACAAACAGAGAUCACUUACACACCAAAAAGUUACACCUAUGCUGCCUACAAGCACAGAUGGUCUGGAAGAUAUGGCAGCGCUGAUAGAUCUCCAUGAGGGUGCAAUCAUGUAUAAUUUAUUCCAGCGAUAUCAACAAGACAAAAUCUAUACUUACAUUGGUUCCAUUGUUGCCUCAGUUAACCCCUAUAAGACUAUCCCAGGUCUUUAUGAUCAGAGCACAAUAGAACACUACAGCCGUCAUCACCUGGGAGAGAUUUCACCUCAUAUUUUUGCUAUUGCUAAUGAAUGCUAUCGCUGCCUAUGGAAACGUCAUGACAACCAGUGUGUUCUCAUCAGUGGUGAAAGUGGUGCCGGUAAAACGGAGAGCACUAAGUUGAUUCUCAAGUUUUUGUCUGCCGUAAGCCAACAUUCUCUGGAACUCUCUUGUAUGGAGAAAAUAGCUAGUGUUGAACAAGCAAUUUUGGAGAGCAGCCCAAUUAUGGAAGCAUUUGGCAAUGCAAAGACUGUUUACAACAACAACUCUAGUCGCUUUGGGAAAUUUGUUCAGCUGAACUUCUGUCAGGAAGGCAAUAUUCAGGGAGGAAAAAUUGUAGACUAUUUAUUAGAAAAGAAUCGAGUAGUAAGGCAAAAUCCAGGAGAGAGAAAUUAUCACAUAUUCUAUGCCCUGCUGGCAGGGAUUGAGGGAGAAAAGAAAGAUGCAUUUUACCUAUCUGCACCUGAGAACUAUCACUACCUGAACCAGUCUGGAUGUGUAGCAGACAAGACAAUCAAUGAUGCAGAAGCAUUCAAAGAAGUCAUUACGGCAAUGGAAGUGAUGCAGUUCACCACUGAGGAGGUACGAGAUGUUCUUAGGCUCCUUGCUGGCAUUUUGCAUCUUGGCAAUAUUGAAUUUAUUACAGCUGGUGGAGCACAGGUGUCCUUCAAAACAGCUCUGAAUAGAUCUGCAGAGUUACUUGGGCUGGACUCAACACAGUUAACUGAAGCAUUGACACAGAGAUCAAUGAUACUCAGGGGAGAAGAAAUUCUAACACCUCUUAAUAUACAGCAGGCUAUAGAUAGCCGAGAUUCAGCAGCUAUGGCACUUUACUCCCAGUGCUUUGCCUGGGUUAUUAAAAAAAUCAACAGCAGAAUCAAAGGCAAGGACGACUUCAAGUCCAUUGGCAUUUUAGACAUUUUUGGAUUUGAAAAUUUUGAGGUUAAUCGUUUUGAACAAUUCAGUAUUAACUAUGCAAAUGAAAAACUUCAGGAAUAUUUCAACAAGCACAUUUUUUCAUUAGAGCAAUUAGAAUAUAGUAGAGAAGGCCUCCAGUGGGAAGACAUUGACUGGACAGAUAAUGGGGAAUGCUUGGAUCUUAUUGAAAAGAAACUUGGUUUGUUGGCUCUGAUCAAUGAGGAGAGCCACUUUCCUCAAGCUACUGAUAAAACCCUAUUGGCAAAGUUACACAUUCAGCAUGCAAACAAUCCUUUUUAUGUGAAACCAAGAGUUGCUGUCCACAACUUUGGAGUGAAACACUAUGCUGGGGAGGUUCAGUAUGAUGUAAGAGGAAUUUUGGAGAAAAACAGAGACACUUUUAGGGAUGAUCUUCUGAACUUAUUGCGAGAAAGCAGCCUUGAUUUCAUAUAUGACCUAUUUGAGCAUGUUUCAAGCCGCAGCGGUCAAGAUACUUUGAAGUGUGGGAGCAAGCAUCGGAAGCCCACAGUCAGCUUACAAUUUAAGGAUUCGCUGCAUUCCUUAAUGGCAACAUUAAGCACAUCUAACCCUUUCUUUGUUCGCUGUAUCAAGCCAAAUAUGCAAAAGAUGCCUGACCAGUUUGAUCAGAAUGUGGUUUUGAACCAGUUGUGCUACUCCGGUAUGCUCGAAACAGUACGGAUACGAAGAGCAGGUUUUCCUGUGCGGAGGCCAUUUCAGGAUUUUCACAAAAGAUACGAAGUCCUGAUGAGGAAUUUGACUCUCCCUGAGGAUUUAAAAGGAAAGUGUGCUGCCCUCCUCUAUCUAUAUGAUAGUACAAAAACUGAAUGGCAACUUGGGAAAUCUAAGGUAUUUCUGCGUGAAACUUUGGAACACAUGUUAGAAAAACAGCGAGAAAUAGAGGUUGGCAAAGCAGCCAUGAUCAUCCGAGCACAUGUCUUAGGCUACAUGGCACGAAAACACUACAAAAAAGUCCUUUACUACAUAGUUAUCAUACAGAAAAAUUACAGAGCUUUUUACUUAAGGAGGAGAUACCUAUUGCUGAAGAAAGCUGCCAUCACCUUCCAGAAGCAGAUGCGAGGGCUGAUUGCCCGCCGAUUUUAUAGACAGCUGUUGGAGGAAAAGAAACAGCAAGAGGAGGAAAAAAGGCAAAGGGAAGAGGAGGAAAGAAAGCAACAAAAGAUGGAAGCAGAACGUCUUGCUCAGCAGGCUAAAGAAGCACUUGCAGCUAUUCCAAAACCCCCAAAAGAACUAAAGCAAGAGCUAGAGAGGCAAAAAGAAAACAAGCAGGUGGAGGAGAUCCUACGCCUGGAAAAAGAAAUUGAAGACCUGCAGCGUAUGAAGGAGCAGCAAGAACUGACGUUGACAGAAGCAUCACUGCAGAGGCUGCAGCAGCUCCGAGAUGAUGAGUUGAAACGCUUGGAAGAUGAAGCCUGUCGUGCCGCACAGGAGUUCCUGGAGUCUCUGAACUUCGAUGAGAUCGAUGAAUGUGUCCGAAACAUUGAAAGAACCCUCUCCGUAAGCAGCAGUUUCUGUGCAGAGCUUAGUGGCACCACAGGCACUGAAAAACCCAAUUUUAAUUUCAGCCAGCCAUAUCCUGAGGAGGAAGUUGAUGAGGGCUUUGAAGCAGAUGAUGAUGCUUUCAAGGAUUCACCUAACCCAAGUGAGCAUGGCCACUCGGAUCAAAGGACCAGCGGCAUUCGGACAAGCGAUGACUCUUCAGAAGAGGAUCCAUAUAUGAAUGACACAGUCGUUCCAGCUAGUCCCGCUACGGGCAACAAUACCCUUAUCCCUUCUAUCCUUGACUCUCUUAGUCUCCACAACUCUUCAAGCGGGGAAUCCACAUACUGCAUGCCAGAAAAUGUUUCCCACCAACCCCCUAAUGCUUCAGAGCUCAUCUCUCCUGAGGCAGACUAUGAUUAUGACCAGGAUGACUAUGAGGAUGGUGCUAUCACUUCUGGAAGCAGUGUGACCUUUUCUAAUUCUCACAGUAGCCAGUGGUCUCCUGACUAUCGCUGUUCCAUAGGGACAUACAACAGUUCUGGAGCAUACAGAUUUAGUUCUGAGGGAGCUCAGUCUUCUUUUGAAGACAGUGAAGAAGACUUUGACUCACGGUUUGAUACAGAUGAUGAACUUUCAUAUCGGAGGGAUUCUGUCUAUAGCUGUGUCAGUCUACCCUAUUUUCAUAGCUUUUUGUAUAUGAAAGGUGGCUUAAUUAAUACUUGGAAGCGUCGUUGGUGUGUCUUGAAAGAUGAAACCUUCUUAUGGUUCCGCUCAAAACAGGAAGCUCUUAAACAAGGUUGGCUGCAUAAAAAAGGUGGGGGUUCAUCUACACUGUCGAGAAGAAACUGGAAGAAAAGGUGGUUUGUCCUUCGACAGUCCAGACUCAUGUACUUUGAAAAUGAUGGUGAAGAAAAACUCAAAGGAACACUUGAAAUACGAUCAGCCAAAGAUAUCAUUGAUAAUACAUGCAAAGAAAAUGGGAUUGAUAUUGUCAUGACAGAUAGGACGUAUCACUUGAUUGCUGAAUCACCAGAGGACGCAAGUCAAUGGUUCAGUGUCCUGAGCCAAGUUCUCACUUCCACAGAACAGGAAAUCAGAGAAAUGCACGACGAGCAAGCCAAUCCCCAGAAUGCCAUGGGCACACUAGAUGUAGGGCUGAUUGAUUCAGUCUGUGCAUCGGAUAGUCCAGAUCGACCCAAUUCAUUUGUAAUCAUCACUGCUAAUCGUGUUCUACACUGCAACGCCGAUACACCAGAGGAGAUGCAUCAUUGGAUCACUCUGCUACAGCGAUCCAAAGGGGACACUCGAGUAGAAGGUCAAGAAUUCAUAGUGAGAGGAUGGUUACAUAAAGAAGUAAAGAACAGUCCAAAAAUGUCAUCACUGAAACUGAAGAAACGUUGGUUUGUUCUGACACACAAUUCCUUGGAUUAUUAUAAGAGCUCAGAGAAGAACGCCCUCAAGUUGGGCACCCUGGUGCUGAACAGCCUUUGCUCCGCUGUGCCCCCUGAUGAGAAAAUCUUUAAAGAAACAGGGUAUUGGAAUGUAACUGUGUAUGGACGCAAGCACUGUUACCGCCUUUACACCAAAUUACUGAAUGAAGCCACUCGCUGGUCAAGUGCAAUCCAAAAUGUGAUCGACACAAAAGCAGCAAUCGAUACUCCCACACAGCAGCUCAUUCAAGACAUCAAGGAGAAUUGCCUGAACCCUGAAGUUGUUGAACAGAUCUAUAAGAGGAACCCAAUUCUUCGUUACACGCAGCAUCCGUUGCAUUCCCCACUAUUACCCCUUCCUUAUGGAGACAUCAAUCUGAACAUACUAAGAGACAAAGGCUACACAACUCUGCAGGACGAAGCUAUCAAAAUAUUUAAUUCUCUGCAGCAACUGGAGUCUGUACCAGAUCCCAUUCCCAUUAUUCAGGGUAUUCUCCAGACAGGACAUGAUUUACGGCCCCUGCGUGAUGAAUUAUACUGUCAGCUCAUCAAGCAGACCUGCAAAGUGCCUAACAAAGGGAGCCUUGGCAAUCUAUAUAGCUGGCAGAUCCUCACUUGCAUGAGCUGCAUGUUUUUGCCAAGCCGUAGUAUUCUCAAAUACUUGAAAUUCCAUCUUAAAAGAAUCCAUGAUCAAUUCCCAGGCACAGAAAUGGCAAAAUAUGCCUUGUUUAUUUAUGAAUCCCUUAAAAAAACCAAAGGCAGAGAAUUUGUGCCAUCCAGGGAUGAAAUUGAAACUUUGAUCAACAGACAGGAAAUGACAUCUACCGUCUACUGUCAUGGAGGAGGUUCCUGUAAAAUCACAAUUAACUCUCACACCACUGCUGGUGAGGUUGUUGAAAAAUUAAUUCGAGGUUUGGGCAUGGAAGACAGCAGAAAUAUGUUUGCCUUGUUUGAAUACAAUGGAAUUACCAAUAAAGCCAUUGAAAGUAGAACUGUUGUGGCUGAUGUCUUGGCAAAGUUUGAAAAGAUUGGUGCCACUUCAGAAGGUGACCAUGCAGCAUGGAAAUUUUAUUUCAAACUCUACUGCUUCCUAGACAUUGAGCAUGUACCAAAAGAUAGUGUGGAAUUUGCAUUUAUGUUUGAGCAGGCACAUGAAGCCAUGAUUCAGGGCCAUUUCCCAGCUCCUGAAGAAACCCUCCAGGUCCUUGCCGCCUUGCGACUCCAAUAUUUACAAGGGGACUAUUCUUCAUCUAAUGUUACAGUACCAGAAAUGGAAGAUGUCUACCCCUUGCAGAGGCUGAAGUCUCGUAUUGUUCAAUCCACUAAAAUUUUUGUGCCAACAGAGAGGUUUGAGAGGAAGCGGAACAACUUUCUGGAAGGGACUCUAAGGAGGAGUUUCCGGAGCAGUUCUAUUACUAAGCAGAAGAUGGAAGAGGAUCAGAUGCUUAAUAUGUGGAUUAGGGAAGAGAUCUCUGCAGCCAGGACUAGUAUGCUUGAUAAAUGGAAAAAAAUGCAGGGAAUGACUCAAGAGCAAGCAAUGGCAAAGUACAUGAAUUUAAUUAAGGAAUGGCCUGGCUAUGGGUCAACGCUCUUUGAUGUAGAGUGUAAAGAAGGAGGAUUUCCUCAAGAGCUUUGGUUGGGCGUUAAUGCAGAGGCAGUUUCUGUAUACAAGCGUGGAGACGGAAGACCAUUGGAAGUAUUUCAGUAUGAACAUAUUCUCUCCUUUGGAGCUCCACUUGCUAAUGUGUACAAGAUUGUGGUGGAUGACAGAGAACUGCUUUUUGGAACCAGUGAGGUCAUUGAUAUUGCCAAACUGAUGAAAGCCUAUAUUAGCAUGAUUGUGAAAAAACGUUACAGCACAUCUCGAUCAGUGAGUAGUCACGGAAGUCAAAGCAGCUGCAGGUGAAGUCAGAGAAUCUGUCUUGUUUGGCCCUCGCUGUUGGAACAUGUCUACGCUUUCUCCAAAAAUGGUGAUCAGCACCUCUUCCAGGAGAAUUGGAACAAGCUUAUAAAGUGCUUUCAUAUUCCCAUACUCAACAUGUGCUUAUGAACAUCAAUCCACGAAAACAUUUUUUUUACCUCUAGAAUAACAUACUCCAUGCCUUAAUACACUGUCUUCUGAGCAGUAAGAAGUGCCUUAAAACGUGUAAGCCCAACUGCAUCGACCUAUGCUAUAUUAGUAAAGGGGUCGUGUAUCUGAAUAAACCACUUAGGAUAGUAAAGAGAACGUAAUACGGCCAUUUUUGCACUAACUGGCUGGUUCAUUCAUGAAAAAGAAAAUUUUGUGUUGGAAUGCUGCAGGCAGCUUUCUUUACGGACUUUACUGGGCAAUGUUGUAUUUUCCCCCUCUCCCACAACCUUUCGUACGUGUGCAUGGAUACAAUUCAGGUCAAUUCUGCUAACUAUUCCAUGUUUCAUACACUUUUAAAAUUAAAAGGGAAUAAUAAUGUGCAAUGGUGUAAACAGUCUUUCUGUAUAUUUUAAUAAUUCAGAGCUAUAAUUGUCUCAAUGGUAGAAUGUCUUUUAUUAGGCUAGCUUUAUUUACAAAUUUGGCAAAUUUUUCAUAGCAAUUUUUGUACUUUCUUUCAGAGAUAUUUUUUCGCCCUUUGGUACAUAUACAUAACACAUCUAUGUUUCUGUACUGCUGUAUUUAAUUCAUGUAGUUGAAAUAAAUUGUAUUUAUAGACUACCCGUAAUAUGGAAAUGCCAUUACCAGCACAAUAUUCAAUCAUUUGUCUUCAGUCUAUGAGGCUGUUUUUAAAAAUAGUAAACAUUUAUUUUAAAAGCAUUGCUUUCGUGGAAUUUUUGUCUGCUGGGUUUACUGUUUACUAAUUGUGAAACUUUCUGUAAAAGAAACCUGAUUUGAUGUCAGGUUGAGGAAGCUAAUACAUAUAUUCUACAUAUGAUUAAAUUAGUACAUAAUUCUUCACCUUCUUCCAGUCAUAGUGGCUUCCAAUAUAUAUACGGUAUUAGGAGGUUUUUUAAAGCUUCAGUUCCAUGUCCUGUUUUUCUAUAGUACAGGAUACUUGAUGUGAUUUACAGUAGUAAAACAUCUUACAGAAAACUCAAAACGGCAAAAUCCUCAAGACAGUAACAGUAGUCCAACGAAAUGAUACAAACUAUGCACACACAUUUCUCUUCUGUACCUGAUAACUCAAUAGUUGAUACAGUCAUUAGCAAUGGAGUCAACAGUUAUUUGCUUUUAUUUUGUCCCAUAACUACUGUUCUUUAUGCAAUACACUAAAUAAAAUACAAAAUAAAACAAUAGUAAAUAAAAACCAAGCUAAAAAGUUCAGCCUCUGAGUUAAAGACAGCCAACAGUAACAAAAAGUAAUAUACAACACAUGAAUAACAGUAAAAAUCUCAACAAAUAAUAUGAAUGUGCACACAGUAUUAAAACACAUUUAUGUCAGGUUUGAGAAAUUAACUGUGGAAAGGACUAUCAUAUAUGCCCUCCCAAGUCUUUACAUGAAAUGCUUUAUAAACAUCAUUUACAUCUCUCUCACGUCUCCCCUUGUAAACAGGAAAGAAAGAUGGAAAGAUAGCCUUAGCCACCUGAACAUUACAAAUUAGGUCCACCUUUAGGGCUUUGGGGAAAAAUACUACGACUUCUUUCUUUGAAGGCAGAGGUGUGUGUGUUUAAGAAUGCUAGAAAUAGAUAUUCUCCCCAUUCUGUUUUUUUCAGGAUUAACACAGUUUGGAGAGAAUACCUUGUCAUCCUACCCUGUUGAAGGAAAUUUUAUCUCUAGAAAUUUUAUAAGAAAACCUAUUUUUCAAGGCACCAGAGUCUUUGGGGAGACAUUUUUGGGAACAGAACAAGGGCACAAUCCACUUCACCUGAUUAAAAGAGGCUAAGUCUAGAAGUGCUGAAAGCAACAUAAAUAGAUCUAGAAGUCUUGAUUGAUUAACAAGUGGCCAGUUUUCUUUUGCUGGACAAGAUACUUGAAUUGUGAUGGCUGAUCAGAUAUGGGCAUAUUGAAUUACAUUUCUUUUCUAGAGCAUUUCAAUCAGGGAUUAGCCCUUUAUGGAAGACAUAGGAAGAACAUCAUUCUAUUGAACCAUCUGGACCUCUCAGAUAAUUUUCAAUGUUAUGAAUCAUGGCACUCAUCAAGGCAGGUUACUAAGUCAUAGGGAGAACAGUCUGAAUAUAUUUGGAAUCCCAUAUUCAGAAGAUAGUCCAAGAACAUUCUUCUUUGAUUUAAAGGUAUUUUAUUCAAUUUUGUGGCAUUUUGGUGGUGUUUUAGUUUAUCCUAUAUUCCUUUAACAUCUACAAGAAUUAACUGCGAUUUGGAGGUGCUUACAAUACACAGCUCUUUCUCCUUUUCACUGGAUCCAUAUGAGGCAAGUGCUAAAUUAAUGUAUAGUUAUAGCUGUGGUCUUUUUUUCCCCUUGUGUCAACAAAACUAUUGGUUUCUGGAAAAGUAGUACAAGAAAUAUCCCAAGAAUAGAUCCACUAAUACAUUGCAAUAGACUAGUCAAGAAAUCACCAAAUGAUUUAAAUGAGAUGUUCAAAAAAAAUCUAUAUCCCAGUCAUUUAACAGCAUUUAGUAACUGGCACAAUUACGCAUAUCAAACUGUUUAUAAUCUGGGCUUUAGAUUCCAGAAUUUUCUGUAGGGUUGAGAAAUAGACCAUCUUAAAAUAAUCAUAAUGGAAGGAUGCUUUAUUUGGAGUGGGAGAUCAGCAUUCUCUGGCUCCCCCUGAAAUAUUCUGAUAACAAUUUAAUUGCUACUUUAACAGGUAAUACUAAAACAGGAAAUUUAAAUUUUUUCAUGCUUGUUGGAAGUGAGUUUUUAUAUAAGUGGUCCCCAAGAAAGUCCUAUCUUACCAAAGUCAACAAUUUAGAUAGCAACUGAGAAAGAUAACAUGUUUAUUUAAGAUUAAAAGAUAUACAAAAGUUAUGAAGGGUACAUUUGGCACUCAUAGUACUAAAGGGGUAGAGAAAGAUGAGUGUUUCCCAUUUAAGCUAUAUCUGUAUCAGGUUAUAAUCUUUAAUGUAAAGUCACGUACUAUAGAUUGGAUCCAAAGGUGGAGGAGUAAUCUUGAAUUUGCAUUAAGGAAAAACUUGCUCAAAAAACACAAGUUUUUCAUUUUCAGCUUUCAAACCCUAUUUCCAUUCUUAGAAAAGUCAUAUAUCUCUGCUUAUAAGUGGAAAAUGGAAAUAUUACAAUAAAGAGAUGGAGUUAUCAAAGGUUUUAUACUAUGGUUCAAAAUGGAGAUUAAAAUACAAUCAGUGGAACAUGUAUAUAGCAUGUUUUUCACAAAGUAAAUAAGGCACACACUACAGAAUGUCUUUGCAAAUUUUGAUUGCUGAAUAUAAAGAAAAUGUUUGGACAUACACUUUUUUUUCUCUAGAUGCAACUUUAAAUUCUGACACAAAAUGUUGGAUUUGCUUAUUCAUUUAAGAAAAUUUAGAUGGCCAUCCAACUCUCAAUGAUUCCAGAUGGCUUAUUCCAAAAAUCAAAUUUUCUUUUAGCCUUUUAAAAGUAGUAACCUAUCACACAAUUAACAAUUAUAUUUAUCAUUUUAAUAAAAUUUACAGGUCCUGAAAAAGUUUGAUUCAGCUGUGUCUUUGGUACUCUGUAAAUAAAUCUUUUAAUUAUAGAUUUUAUUUCUUUUUGAGCAAAGAAAAACACUUUCAGAACUUCAUGUUAAUUAGAAUACUUUAUCUUAAUGGGAAAAAGCUGCCGUUCCAGUAAGAAAUAAAAGGGGCUUUCAAGUAAGCUCCACUGGGUUGGAACUGAUCUCAUAAUUUGACUGGUAGUCAUCUCAAUUUUCUGCAGCCAUUUGAUAUCUUACGGCAAUGGCUGUAUGAUAUUAGAU